Messenger RNA from Ambispora gerdemannii, 1248 nucleotides. Lineage: Eukaryota; Fungi; Glomeromycota; Glomeromycetes; Archaeosporales; Ambisporaceae. The record is from the annotation of a GenBank genome assembly.
AUGGGAAACGUCAAUGGAAGAAUAGACGUGGAUUUCGAGGAACAAGUCAACCUCUCACAUUUUAAGCUUUUGCGCGUGGUUGGUAGAGGUGCCUUUGGUAAGGUGCGGAUCGUAGAACGACUCGAUACAAAACGUCUAUUCGCGCUGAAAUACAUUUCAAAGAAUGAAUGUAUAAAAAUGGAUGCGCUUCGUAAUAUUUUUCGUGAGCGUGCUAUAUUAGAGGAAUUGGAUCAUCCAUUGGUAUGUAAUCUGCGAUUUGCUUUCCAAGACGAUGAAUACAUGUAUAUGGUGAUGGAUUUGAUGAUAGGAGGGGAUCUGAGAUUCCACUUGAACAGAAAAACCUUUACCGAAGAUGCAAUUCGAUUUUGGAUAGCUGAGCUUGCUUGUGCUAUAAGAUAUCUUCAUUCGAAAGGUGUUGUCCACAGAGACAUGAAGCCAGACAAUGUUCUUUUGGAUGAUCGAGGUCACGCACAUAUAACAGAUUUCAAUAUAGCUACACAUAUCCGUCCUGAUAAGCCAUUAACAUCACAUUCUGGCACAUGUGCUUAUAUGGCUCCUGAAGUAUUUCGGGGUGGCGGUUAUGGCGUUACUGUAGACUGGUGGUCACUAGGAAUUACGUUCUAUGAAUGUGUUUAUGGCAGGGAAGAUUUAAAGAAAAUGAUUGUCAAAGCCCCCAUAAAAUAUCCAGAUAUGGACCCACCAGUUAGUCCAGCUUGUGUUUCUGCAAUCCAAGGCUUCCUUGAACGUGAUAUAAAUCGACGUCUAGGAUGUGGUCCAAAUGGGUUUAUCCACAUUCAAAACCAUCUCUUUUUCCGAAACAUUGAUUGGCCAACCCUAGAAUCGAAAGAGGUACAACCAAUUUUUCGUCCAUCAUCCGAUCGAAUCAAUUUCGACGCCACUUAUGAUCUCGAAGAACUACUCCUCGAAGAACAACCACUCGAAGCAAAAUCUCGCCGACGAAAAAUAAGAAAAGUAGGAUCGGAAAAGGAGGAACAAUUUCUACUAAUCGAAGAGAAAUUCAAACCCUUUGAUUAUACGGUUUUUGAACGAUACGAAGGUUGGGUGGAUCCGGUUACUCGAUGCGUCGGUGAUCCACCGGAAUGGGUAAAACCAGCUGCAGUUGAAGUUGAAAAUAUUAGAGAGAGAGAAAGUCAAGAAUUACAACAUAAUAGUAGAAAUAACUCUCGGCCUGUUAGUAUUGUGGGCGCUUUGGGUGGGAUGCCACUAGAUAAUGGAGUACAAGUAUAA